This is a messenger RNA of Drepanopeziza brunnea f. sp. 'multigermtubi' MB_m1, 1560 nucleotides long. RefSeq lists its product as uncharacterized. Gene Ontology annotation, biological process: transmembrane transport. NCBI's taxonomy places the organism in Eukaryota, Fungi, Ascomycota, Leotiomycetes, Helotiales, Drepanopezizaceae. The record is from RefSeq and is a predicted model, not a curated record. Gene Ontology annotation, molecular function: transmembrane transporter activity. Gene Ontology annotation, cellular component: plasma membrane.
AUGGCCGACCGAGACAGGAAAGGGAGUGUGUUUCUGAUCACCUCGACCGGAGAUACCAUAGGACUUCCAAUCCCCUCAAAGUCGCCGAAUGAUCCCUUGACAUGGUGCUCACUGAAGCUGUUCCUUGUCUUCGUGUCCAUGUCGGUGUUCACCACUGUGGGCCUGAUACUCGUGCAGGGCACGAGUCUGCUGCUGGAGACUUUGGGAAAUGAAUACAACGAGGAGAUCAAUCCAAAGGAACCACUUUCACUCCGUCUGGAGGUUCUGGCAUCGGUACCGUCUCUGUUCUGGGGGAUUGGUGCCUUGAUAUGGAUGCCGAUAUCCAUGGCCAUCGGUCGACGACCCGUCUUUAUCAUCUGCACAAUACUUCUUUUCUUAUCAACUCUGAUAGCCGCCAUCUCAAAUGGUUACUAUAUGCACCUGACCGCAAGAUGUGUUCAGGGAAUAGCAGGCUCUAUCUCACCGAGUACCAUGAUUCUCAUGGUCCUGGACUUGACAUACAUCCAUCAACGCCCUCAGUACAUUGCCCUCUUCUGGUGUAUCUGUAACGCGAUGUCAAAUCUCGGGCUCGCACUCACAGCAUACAUUGUUGCGGCCGGGGGAAACUGGCGUGCAUUCUACUGGGUCUGGCUGGGACCGUGUAUCGCCAGUAUUCUCCUGGCGCUGUUCUGGGCCCCGGAAACAUACUUCAAUCGUCCCCCGAUGGCUUUUGAUGGGCACAUCAUUGACCAGAGCGAGAGCGGGAAAGUCACCAUCUAUCAAUCGUGGGAGGAGGUGCCUGGCGGCAAGCCCACGCCGGAGCAGCCAGAACUCCCCUGCAAGGCGACGUGGCUCCGGAACAUAAUUUUCUGGAACCGGACGACGACGGUCGGCUACCGGGCUAUCGCGGCCUUCCCGCGACAAGUCUUGUUCUGUGCAAUCAACCCUCUCAUCCUCUGGGUCCUGGUGCUGAAUGCCUUCGUCUUUGGCGGAAUGGUGGUGACAUGCACCGAAUACGUCGUGCUGCUCACGUCGCCACCAUACGAUUUCACCCUCAAGCAGAUCGCACUCGCUAAGUUCAGCCCCAUGAUGGGCGCGUUACUGGCCUACCCGGCGUCCGGAGUCCUCACGAGUUGGCUCACCAAGAUCCUCGCCCGGAGGAACCGCGGCGUCCACGAGCCCGAGCACUACCUCCCCUCCUUCAUCCUGCCCGUCCUCACCAGCUCCGCCGGCCUGGCCCUCUUCGGCAUCGCCAAGGAGCGCCAGUGGGACUUCCGCUGGGUCCUCUUCUUCGUCGGCCUCAACUACUUCAGUUCCAUCUCCAUGUUCACCUCCAACACGCUGUGGGUCACCGAGGCCUUCCCCAGGUGGGCCGGGGCCGCCAUCACCGUCGUCGGCGCCGGCGGCUACGGCUCCAGCUUCCUGCUCAGCUCCACGAUCGCACCGUGGAUCCAAUCUCAGGGCCUGGGCGCUGCUUUCGUGCAGCUGGCCAUAUUGACGUUGACCGUCGGCCUGGUCGGCUUCCCGGUCAAUUAUUGGGGGAAACGCUUUCGAGAGCACAUCUAUUCGAAAUGGGAAUAG